This is a messenger RNA of Drosophila ficusphila, 2847 nucleotides long. RefSeq lists its product as uncharacterized. The coding region runs from base 164 to 2671 and encodes 835 amino acids. NCBI's taxonomy places the organism in Eukaryota, Metazoa, Arthropoda, Insecta, Diptera, Drosophilidae. The transcript is spliced from 6 exons. The record is from RefSeq and is a predicted model, not a curated record.
GAGUUGACGUUCAGUACGAAAAGGCGAGCAGGUGAAAAGGUACGAUUUUAAAGUGCGUUAAAAAGAACAGUGCCCGUUUUUAAAACAUUAUUCAUCGAUCUUUUGUUAUUUAGUGCAUCUUCGGUAUUCUGUGCUUAAAAGCAUACAACGAAAACGAAAUACCAUGAAAACGAAAAACUUUCUGGCAACAGCCGUCUGCUUGUGCGCGUCCCUUUUCCUGGGCGUUGCACAGGCGCAGGAGAACACGAUGCUGCAAAUUCCACCAUCACUGGUUGAGUGUUACAACACAUCAUUCUUUAUGAAUCGGGACAAUCGUCUUCCGGCCAACAUGGACACGCUCAUUUCGCUAAUCGAGAAGGUGGAGAACAGCUACGCCAGCUCUUCAGGUGUGCAAGCCGACAUCCGCACCGUGGCGGUAUCCUUGCUGCACCGUUUCCGCCAAGAUGGUAUUAAGAAGGCCAAUGGAAUCAACGCCGGAAACGGAGUGCUUCCGUACAGCCCAACCGGCUUCCAAUUUCCAAAGUUCAAAAUACUGCUAUCGCGCUUAAUUCCCGGAAACGCCAACAGCUUCCCCAACAGUUCCCUGACCAGGGUGGAGCGAUGCUCGCUGCAUUUUAUGCUGUCGAGCACCUUCGACACUAACCCUCGCGGCGACGAGAACACUGUGUGCAACCAACUCUCUCAGUACAGAGCGCAGCGCCUGCCGCGAUCCUUGAAGAAGGGUUUUGAUAACAAUUUCGUUGGGGACGUCGAAUGGCUAGGGGCCAGUCCGAAGAGGGGACGGUCUUCCGCGGGACUGGAGAUGGACUCCGACUGGGCCUAUGCCGGCACGGAAGUGAUAAGUCAGUGCCCCGUUGAGGAUGGCCUCGUUCGUACCCGCUGGGGCACGGUUUCGGCCGGCACCGUUAUUGCCGGAAUAGCAGCUGGCGUCCAGCAGCAGACUGUCCAGUUGAAUACCCUGUUGGCCCUGGCGUCCCAGCGGAACGCGGGCCCUCGUGCCAGACAGUCCCAGACAGGCAACUCCAUUGACAAUCGGUGGGCGGCUACUUUGGCCGGAGACCUGGCAGAAGUUGCGUUGGUCCAGGUCCCAGGGUCGAGCGGCAAUGUAGCUUCUGUCGGAGCCACGGGUGGAUGGAAUGACACAGUUUUACCCCACUGGUACUUCUUAUCGCAAGGCUACAAUCUUGAGGCGACCGAUGCGGAAAUCCGUGGCGGCCUAGAUGGCUUGAUUCUUGCCAAGAAUGUGGCCGCCUGGAGGACUCAGGCAUCCAGCCUUAAGCUUUCCCAGUUGCUUCGCAUGUACUACUCCACAAAUGGAGUCCUCAGUUCGGGGAUCAAUGCCUGCAGUAGGCAAAGCCAGUUUACAAACGUUGCGCCAUCUCAGGAAAUGGAGGCUCAGGCUAGCGCCUUUGCUCAAGUGUUGGACCGCGAGAUGCAGCUACGGGUCACCCUCACUCCGUCCACUAUUGCCCAAUUUGCUGGUAACGCCAGCCUAUCGUUGGUGACCUAUGUGCCACAAUCGUUAAAUGAUGUCUCUUGCACGGCGACUAGCAACCUUGACUUGACGGACGUCAUUACACCAAUGACCAACCUCUAUAUUUUCCUGGAUACGUCGUGGCAGUACAGCACAGUUGUGGACUAUGUCGUUUAUGUCAUCCAGCAAUUAAAUGUCCACCCCUAUGCCAGCACUGUCACCAUACUUUCGGCACAAGACGGAUCGGUUAUUGUGAACACCACAAACUAUAUUACUGAUGUCUAUCAGCAAUGGAAUGUGACGACGCAGGCGACAUAUGCACAGGGGUUCAGUCUUCCUACUGUGCUGCGGACCAUUCAGAAUCUAACACAAAACUUAAUGAAUGAAGAAAAAACAAAUUCGAGUUUGAGCGGCCAUUCUCUGGUGGCUUUAAUAAUCCCAAACCAACAAACAGUUAAUGAUGGCGACUCGAGCUACGCCACUACAGAAAUUCAGUACAUCCAAGAACAAAUUCCUGACCUGCGCUUCAUAUACUAUGGCGGUGGAAGCAUUCAGCGGUUCUCGAGCUUUGUCCGAGAUCCCUCCCAGGAUCUUUUCUCCCUGACUUUGGGCAGUACAGCGGCGACAUCUGCUGGACCCGUAGCAAAACGAAUAAUCCAAAUUCCGCGUCGCAUUAUUAACCCACGAUGUGGAUCGAACUGGUACACGAGUAGCUGGGGCACUGACCAAACGGCCCAAUAUGUGGGACCUGGCAAGGUCAACUUUUACCGAGUCUCUGCCAAUUAUUUCUUCGGAACUGGCGCCAAUCGGUAUUUAACCAUUCAGUCCCAAAAUGGAGGAAGUUACACCAUAUGUUCUUCUCGUACAUAUGCAUGGCCGCAACAGAACUCAACUACCAGCUCCACAUCAACCUCAGUUGAUCAGAGUUGUUCGCAAAUAACUGGAAGUAGUUAUAGUUACGACCUUUCGAGUGCCUGCGACGGCUACUACACUAUCACCCAGUGUCCAGACUUGUAUUUGUCAGUCCAAGCUACCUCUAACACCACAUCCUGCACACAAAACGAGUGCCAAACGCCGGACCAAUGGCGUUACAUUAUGUCCAUGGUCAAUAUGGGAUGCUAUAGCGGUGUCUCGGGCCUGGCAGCCAGCCUGCUUACAAUUGUAUUAACCUUGUUGGUUCAUAGUCUAAUUCAGUGACAGGUGUAUUUACUAUGAUAGCAGAAGAGGUUCAGCAGCAGAGUUCAAAGCCAAUCUUCCCGUCCCCAUAACAUAAACUGAUACUUUGCGGUUUUUAUUUAAUCCUAUAUUUUUUCCUAAAUAAGAUCUAUGUUCCAGUGCAACAAUCGUGAAUAAAGUUCCCCACUAGAACACCA